UGAAAUAUUACUGUGCUAAAGAACUUUACGUAAUCUCAUUUUGGUUCAUUUGUACCCCGCAGGCCACAAGAGUUGUUGGACAGGGUUUUGUUAUCAGAAAACAACGUUCAUGUUGAUUUGAUGCAGUCUUCUGCAACCAGACGGUAGGAACAACUUCACGUGUGUGUACUUGUGUCUGUUCUGAAAAUAGCUACAUCAGCUUGUCACAAAAUGAGGAGAAGAUAUUACGCCCUGUUCCUAAUGUUUCUGUUGGCGGUGCCGUUGUUUCUGUUCAUCCCGUCGGAAACUGUUAUUAGCGGAUACCCCGUGCGCUGGAAAGCAUUGCUACCCUGGAACAGCUCCCUUCUCAAAGGACUAGAGAGUGAAGAUCACAACAGAACCACCAAUACAACCAUUGUAGUCAUUAAUACAUCCAUGGAAACGACAGAUAUGAUAGGAAGGAAGUUGACUAAUCUGGAGCAGAAGUUGAUGCGAAGAUACGUGCCGAAUGAGUCAGUUGCUCAGAAAAGGUUCCAGGCCGACCAGGAAGCCUUGCGGUCCAUACCAACGGAAGCACCCGGCUGGGUCUACAACCAAACCGCCGCGGAUAUGUUCCGGAAUAAAACAAUCAGCAGUCGAUUCGGAAACGGUAAUUUCAUGGUCACGCAAGAGAACACACCUGUGAACUCUACCCUCAAGACGUAUUUUAGAAAACCCAAGACGAUCAAAGUAGAUUCGAAAAACAUUUUUCGAUUUCUGAAGGAAAGUCCGUUUAAGAACAAACGCUUUAAAACCUGUAGUGUCGUGGGGAACGGCGGCAUACUUAAAGGAAGCGGCUGUGGGGAAGAAAUAGACGCGGCUGAGUUUGUGUUUAGGUGUAACACGGCUCCAAUGGACGAUAUAUACUGGAAGGACAUUGGAAAUAGAACCCAUCUUGUUACUAUGAAUCCCGGUAUGGUCUACUACAGGUACAAUAAUUUUGGAAAAUCUAAACAGCUAAAUAGGAUCAUAUUAGAACAUAGAUCGUCUAAGGCUUUCAAAGGGGCGAGAGACAAAUUCCUUCGGGACCUCUCUGCCUACGGGGACAGCUACCUGUUCAUAGAAGCCUUCCUGUAUGAGCUGAGCUCAAGGCGGGCCUUCUUAGCACAAAAAGUUCUAUGGGAAAGUCACGCCAAGAACACGGUCAUCUAUCCCCAUCCUGACUUCGUCAGAUCGACGCAUUCCUACUGGCAAACAUGUGGUGUGAAGGCUCCAAGGGCGUCUACUGGUACGUAG
Molecule: messenger RNA, 1254 nt
Organism: Branchiostoma belcheri (Belcher's lancelet)
Lineage: Eukaryota; Metazoa; Chordata; Leptocardii; Amphioxiformes; Branchiostomatidae
Product: alpha-2,8-sialyltransferase 8F-like
Exons: 8
Coding region: 211-1254 (347 amino acids)
Biological process (GO): oligosaccharide metabolic process; N-glycan processing
Molecular function (GO): alpha-N-acetylneuraminate alpha-2,8-sialyltransferase activity
Source: RefSeq, a predicted model, not a curated record